Messenger RNA from Aphidius gifuensis, 1224 nucleotides. RefSeq names its product A disintegrin and metalloproteinase with thrombospondin motifs 18-like. Gene Ontology annotation, molecular function: metalloendopeptidase activity. Gene Ontology annotation, biological process: proteolysis. The transcript has 9 exons. Lineage: Eukaryota; Metazoa; Arthropoda; Insecta; Hymenoptera; Braconidae. The coding region runs from base 109 to 1224 and encodes 371 amino acids. The record is from RefSeq and is a predicted model, not a curated record.
GUGCUUAGACAUUUGAUAUUAAAAAUCAUCAGCACAGAUACAUAGGUACAUUGGUAUAUUGUGUUGCAUAAAUUUCAUGAUACCAAGACGUAUUAAUAAAAAUUAACAAUGAUGUUGUUUCCAUCAUUAUUGGCAUUUUUGUUUCUUAUACUUGUUGCCAAUAUUUCUGAUGCCGUACCCGUUAACACAACAACAAGUGUAUCGGAAUUAACACCUGUAAUUGAAGUAUUGUGUGUUGUUGAUUAUUCUACAUACCGGCUGCACAGUGAAGGCAAGAAUCCAACCAAGGUUGAGGAAUCAAUGAAAUAUUAUUACUCAGCAUUCUGGAAAACUGUAGAUAUUUAUUUUCAACAACUGAAUAUUAAAAUUGUUCUCAAAGAUGUCAUUAUAGCACGUAAUAAAUUCGAAGAUAAUCAUUAUCUCAAAGUAAAUAAAAAUCGUAUUGGCACAAAUGGAUUGAGUUUUGAUUUGUUAAAUACUUUUGGAAAACAUCUUUAUUACAACAAAAGUUUACAUAAUCAUGAUAUUGCUGUAUAUAUAACUCAAUUUGAUAUUUGCCAAGAUGUCAAGGCAAAUAAUUCUUGUGAAGUUAAAAAAGAUGUUAUCACAUUCAAAAAUGAAAUUUGCAAAAUUAAGCAUGACAUAAGUAUGUCUCAUUCUGUUGCAAUGAUUACAGACAAAAAAAAUAUUUUCACAGGCAUAAGAAAUGCAGUAUUUGCAAUUGGAAAUUUAUUGGGUAUAUCAAAAGAUGGUGAAUAUGGAGCAAAAAAAUGUAAAUCAGAGCAUGGAUACUUCAUGUCAGGCAAUAUUGAUUUUGCAUCACCUUAUAAAUUCCAGUGGUCAAAAUGCAGUAUAAAUUCCAUCAAAAAAACAUUGAAGUCUUUGUCAUCAUCCGACACAUUGUCAUGUCUUUUUAAGAAGUCAAAAAAAAAGGAAAUAAAUUUAUCAAAAGCUCCAUUGCCAGGACAAUUGAUACCAAUUGAUGAUUAUUGUGAACAAAUAACCAGCUACAAAUCACGUAUUUAUACUAGUUAUCAAUGCACUGAACUAGCUUGUCGUUAUGGGGAUGAUGAUGAAUCAAUAAUCAAAGGACCAGCUAUUGAAGGAUCAUGGUGUUGGGAUCAAAAACGAUGCUCUUUAGGUAAAUGUGUUGAUUACGGUUUGUCAGAUGAUCAACGAUUUUGGAAUGACUUUGAUGAACUAUACAUUCCCAAACCAAUUUAA